UCUACAUUAAUGAAAGACACAUUUUGUCGUCUGGUCCAUCUAACCUUUGAUGUCAAUCCUUAGAUGUGUUAAAUGGUAUUAUUUAGAGCAAUUAUGAUUUAAUUCAAUACAGGAUAAACAUUCAGGGGACGUUGGUUUUUUAUUGGUUUUUGAGAGUAUAUUCUCUGUGCUUCCUACAAUUUUUAUAUAAACUACGAUUGUGUCGACAGCCGGUGCGGUAUAAUGCGAGUGCCGACCAGUAUUGUAUUUUUUAAUCUUUUUAUUAUUCUAUCAGUUUGUAUGAACAGCAUUCACUGUGAAAAGGAAAACUUGGAUAAGGAGGAGCUUAAGUCUCAAAAAUUACCACCCUGUGCAGCAUGUAAAAUGCUUAUCAAUAGUUUUAAAGAGGGUUUAGAAAAGACAAGCCGUGGAAAGUUCGAAGGUGGAGAUAGCGCUUGGGAAGAAGAUAAACUAGGUUCAUAUGCAAGAAGUGAAAUAAGAUUAAUUGAAAUACAGGAAAACUUAUGUAAAAAGAUUGAACGUGGCGAAACGCAGUGUCAUUCUUUAGCUGAAGAAUUGGAGAGUCUGAUAGAAGAAUGGUGGUUUAAGCAUCAAGACACUCAUCCAGAUAUAUAUGAUUAUAUUUGUAUCGAAAAGACAGAACGUUGUUGUCCAAAGGAUCAUUAUGGUUCAACUUGUACACCCUGUCCAGGAUAUCCAGAUAAAAUCUGUAAUAAUAAUGGCAAAUGUAAAGGAGCUGGUACAAGAAAAGGAAGCGGCGGUUGUUUAUGUGACAAAGGAUACAUUGGAGACACAUGCUCAGAAUGUGCUUCAGGAUAUUAUGAAUCUUAUAAGGAUGAAAAGACUUUGCUAUGUUCUGCAUGCCAUGCAGCAUGUGAUGGACCUUGCAAAGGUGCUGGACCGAAGGAUUGUGAGAAAUGUGCAAGUGGAUGGUACAUGAUUGAAGGCAAAGGCUGCUUUGACAUUGAUGAGUGUUUAAAAAUUGAAGAAACUUGCUCUAACAAUCAAUUCUGUGUUAAUAAAGAAGGAGGCUAUACUUGUUUAACUUGUGACAAAGCCUGCGAUGGUUGUACUGGCGACGGUCCAGAUAUGUGCAUCAAAUGUACUGAAGAUUACUAUAAAAAAGAUAACAUGUGCAUAAAUUUAGAUCUUCUUGGCCGCAAAAGACAGGAAAAAUGGGCACGAUAUCUCACAUAUUUUGGACUCUGUGUAGCAACAUGUAUUAUUUCACAACGCAAUGUUUAUGCGGCAAGCAUUAUUGGCUUGCUAGUUUCAAUAUAUAUGACUGUCUCGGAGUACAUGAUUGCUCAUAGCAAUGCCCAGCAUGCAAUGGAUAUUCUAGGACUUAAAUAGGACAGCUUAAAUAGGAACACAUUUUAAAUAAAUUUUUUGUGAAAUUGUUACAGUAUUGUGUUGUGUCACACACACGUAUAAGGAAUCAUCCAUAUGUAAAAUAAAUCAUAUUAGAAUUAAUUUAUAAUUAUUAAUAUAUACAACUAAGAUAA
This is a messenger RNA of Linepithema humile (Argentine ant), 1505 nucleotides long. It is a transcript of the gene Creld, whose product is annotated as Cysteine rich with EGF like domains. Lineage: Eukaryota; Metazoa; Arthropoda; Insecta; Hymenoptera; Formicidae. The record is from RefSeq and is a predicted model, not a curated record. Gene Ontology annotation, molecular function: calcium ion binding.